This is a messenger RNA of Dracunculus medinensis (Guinea worm), 861 nucleotides long. Lineage: Eukaryota; Metazoa; Nematoda; Chromadorea; Rhabditida; Dracunculidae. The record is from the annotation of a GenBank genome assembly.
GUAAAAAUAUUUGAGCCACUUAAACUAGAAAUGGUGAAUAAUAUUAUAAAAGGGAUUGGACAUUUGCCGCAAGCCGUGCUUUUGAUAUCGAAUUUAAAAGAAAAUUCUGUCAUCAGGCAUUAUCCUUUUCUUCAACCAGGUGGUUGUUGGAAACCAACUGAUUGCAUUGCAAGAUAUAAAGUGGCUUUAAUAAUUCCUUUCCGUGAUCGACAAACGCAUUUAACACGCUUAAUUGAUUAUUUAAUUCCAAUUCUUAAGAGGCAAUUAUUAGAUUUUCGUUUUAUUGUCACUGAACAGUACGGUAAUGGUUUAUUCAAUAAAGGACGCAUUAUGAAUGCUGCUUUUCGUUUUGCCGAAACACUCGGAGUUGACUGUGUUAUUUUUCAUGAUGUCGAUAUGUUUCCACAAGAUGAUAGGAAUUCAUACGGUUGUCCAAUUUCCCCAAGGCAUAUUGGUGCUUUUGUAAGCAAUCUUGGAUAUCAAUUGUGGUACAAAGAAAUAGUUGGUGGUGUGCUUGCAAUUAGUAUGGAUGAUUAUCGUGCAGUUAAUGGAUAUUCUAAUAUGUAUUGGGCAUGGGGUGGUGAAGACGAUGAUAUGGGAACGCGAAUUUUGUCUCAGAAUCUGACAAUAGAACGACCAGAUCCUAAAAUUGGCCGUUUUUCCAUGCUUAAGCAUGUGAAAAGGAAGCGCACUGCACCUAAAUUAAUCUAUAAAUUACUUGAUUCUGCUGCAACUCGUUGGACAGUAGAUGGAUUGAAUGAAACGUCUUGGAAAAUUCGUAAGAUAAUAACGCGACCGUUAUAUUAUCAUAUUUAUAUUGACGUUGGUGAAGCACCACUUGAAUGGAAGGCCGAAUCAUAA